AUGGAUAGAAUAUCCAACCUCUACUUCGGAGCAUUGGGAAAACCGGUCGAGAUAUGUGUGAUUCGAAGAUGGACAUCGAACUUCAGGAAAAACGACACCUGGUUCAUCAUUGUGCACAAACAUGGAGAUGCAAUCCAGCUACUUGAACAAAAAAAAGAUGACACAGCUACAGAGUCAAAACUGCUACUCAAUGAAUGCUAUUGCAUUACAGAUUACACAUGGACAACUCCAGAUAAAUACCAUAAAAUUCUAGAUCACCCAGUUCACAUUAACAUUGGGGAAGCAUCAAAAUUGAAAAAAUAUCUGAAUGUCCAUCCCUACCAAAACUAUGGUUUCGUUUCCAACCACGUGCUCACUUACAAACCAUAG
Molecule: messenger RNA, 369 nt
Organism: Lactuca virosa
Lineage: Eukaryota; Viridiplantae; Streptophyta; Magnoliopsida; Asterales; Asteraceae
Source: the annotation of a GenBank genome assembly